Molecule: messenger RNA, 1380 nt
Organism: Oryza sativa Japonica Group (Japanese rice)
Lineage: Eukaryota; Viridiplantae; Streptophyta; Magnoliopsida; Poales; Poaceae
Source: RefSeq, a predicted model, not a curated record
AUGGGGGAAGGCGCCUCCUCAUCUGGAGAGCCACGUUCCUCCUCACGAGGCGGCCCUCCCCCCACGUUCACCCCUGGAGGGACGGGUUGUAGGGCCUUCGUGGCGAGUCUCCGGAAUGUCCGGUGGCUCCCGAAGUUUCGCCCCAACCUCACGGAGAAGUAUGAUGGCAGCAUCAAUCCUUCCGAGUUCCUCCAGAUCUACAUCACGAUUAUCGUGGCAGCAGGGGGUGACAACCGCGUCAUGGCAAAUUACUUCCCCAUGGCCCUCAAGGGUCAGGCGCGUGGCUGGUUGAUGACCCAGCCCCCCGUCUCCAUCCACUCCUGGGAGGAUCUGUGCCAGCAGUUCGUUACGAACUUUCAGGGCACAUAUCCCCGCCCAGGAGAAGAGGCGGACCUGCACGCUGUACGGCGGAAGGACGACGAGUCCCUCCGCUCGUACAUACAGCGCUUUUGUCAGGCCCGCAACACUAUUCCAUGCAUUCCGGCCCACGCGGUCGUGUAUGCGUUUCGGAAUGGCGUGCGGCAUAACCGCAUGUUAGAGAAGAUCGCCUCCAAGGAGCCCAAGACCACCGCCGAGCUUUUUGAGCUGGCGGACAAGGUGGCUCGGAAGGAGGAGGCUGGGCCUGGAACUCUCCCGGCACCGGUGCGGCGGCCACAGCUGCCCCCGAGUCUGCCCCCCGCUCUAAGCGGCGAGAUAGGAGGCAAAAGAAAGCCGGCCCGCUCUGAUGACGAGGGCCAUGUCCUUGCGGCAGAUGGGCCCGCACGGGCCCCGCGCAAGGGAAAGGCCACCGAUGACAAGCCGAGCUCCACUGCUCCACCCAGCGAGGGCCGGUCGGCAGACAAGUGGUGCUCGGUGCACAACACUUAUCGGCACAGUCUCACCGACUGCCGCUCGGUCAAGAAUUUGGCCGAGCGAUUCCAAAAGGCCGAUGAGGAGAAGCGAUACCUCAGGGAACCAUCGCCACGCUCGACCGGGGGGGGGGGGGCGUGCGCUCACACCUCUCGCCGGAGCUUCAAGGCCAUGAGGCAAGAGCUUUUGGCUGCUGUUCCCACGCACGAGGUGGCUCGGAAGGCGCGCUGGUCGGAGGUGAAGCUCACCUUUGACCAGAGCGACCAUCCGACAGUGCUCGCUCGAGGAGGGAAGUUGGCCCUUGUGGCCUCCCCGACCAUUCACAACGUCAGGAUGAAGCGUGUCCUGGUUGAUGGGGGAGCCAGCCUGAGCAUCAUUUCCCCAGCCGCCUUCAACGUGCUCAAGGCCCCAGGGAUGAAGCUCCAGCCGUCGCUGCCGAUCAUCGGCGUGACUCCGGGACAUACGUGGCCUCUUGGCCACGUCGAGCUCCCGGUGACCUUCAGCGACUCCACCAACUUCCGCACCGAGUGA